This is a messenger RNA of Helicoverpa armigera (cotton bollworm), 1170 nucleotides long. Its product is annotated as anionic trypsin-2-like. The record is from RefSeq and is a predicted model, not a curated record. Gene Ontology annotation, biological process: proteolysis. Bases 108 to 1028 code for a protein of 306 amino acids. The transcript is spliced from 7 exons. NCBI's taxonomy places the organism in Eukaryota, Metazoa, Arthropoda, Insecta, Lepidoptera, Noctuidae. Gene Ontology annotation, molecular function: serine-type endopeptidase activity.
UUGAUUAGACUAACAAUAUUGAACACAUUUUAAUAGUUAGUUAGAUAUUAACACAGCAAUUACAGGACCCCCUGGUUUUAUUUAUCUGUUUCUUUCCGGUCUUCAACAUGAACAUUUUAACGUCAUUGUGUAUUAUUCUUCUUUAUGGCGCAAGCUAUUCAGCUGUUGAAGGGGCAUCCAGAAUAGUAGGUGGAAUAGCUGCACAAGAAAAUCAGUUCCGUUACAUGGUUUCUUUGCAAGAAAGAAGUCAAAGGAAUCAAACGACGAGAGGACAUAGAUGCGGAGGAGCAUUGGUCUCGUAUCGUCAUGCAUUGACAACUGCUUCGUGCCUUUAUAACAAUAAUACUGGACGUUUUACUCAAAUUCGUCCAAGAGAUUACUGGCUUUUUGCUGGUUCAGCAAGGCUUGACAAUAAUGCUACUUUCCUUUUACAAAGUAUAGAAAGGUUCACAAUACACCCUCAGUUUGAUCCACGUGUACGCUUUGUUAACGACAUAGCAAUUAUUACUGCUUUUUCAAAUUUUCCAACAGAUUGGGUAAGGGUUUUAAACCUGCCUUAUGCGGACGUCAUAACCACCCCAUAUAUGUGUCAUUCUCCCGGCUGGGGAGGCUACGAUAGUUCAACUAAUGCGAGUGUUAACUUGUUGUACACGACGAGCUAUCCGACGACAAACAGUCCGUGUUCCACUUUCUACCGUAACCAGAGCAUUGCGAUAACUAUGACACCAAACAUGCUGUGUGCUAUACCUUACACAAACACCUCCGGAUGUCAAGGCGACUCCGGCAACCCUUUGGUUUGCAACAACGAAAUAUUGGGUGUUCAAUUUUUGUCAAAGAACUGCUCCUUGCCGGUGACAGACUUGCCAUGGAACCCCGAUGUCUACACCAGGGUUUUCAGGUACAAAGAUUGGAUAGAAGGAAUAGUUAUUGGACGCCAACCUUUACCGAGCGCAGCUUCUACUUUCCAACUUUGUUAUGGUUUGCUAGCACUGCUAGUGAUAGUCCAAAUUCUAACAUCGAAGUCAUAAGGAUGUCAAUAAAAAUGAAUACUGCACUUCGGUGCCAAUUCUUCAUGUGAUUCAAAACUGUCACUGGCAGGUUUACUUGAUGAGUUUGUUGUUACUGGUAGUGAAAUGAUAUGUGUGAUGAAUAAAUUAGCAAGCAUUAUAA